AUGUUCGUUAGUGAUGGACAGAGGCGUCAUCCAAUCGGGUUCCGCGCGGUGAGCCAAUCGGCGGCAGGGAGAGGCGGGCGCUCGGUCCUGCGAGCAUGCGCGGACGCUGUCGGAGGGUCGAUGGACGAUCGGGAGUAUUUCCUGACCGCGGCGCAGAAAGCGGUGAAGGAGAAAUACCCGCCCGUUAGCAAGAAGUACGAAUAUUUGGAUCACACUGCAGAUGUACAGUUGCAUUCAUGGGGCGAUACAUUAGAAGAGGCAUUUGAACAGAUUGUAAUGGCUAUGUUUGGCUAUAUGACUGACAUUGAAACGGUGCAACCAUCAACAACAAUUGAAGUAGAGGCUGAAGGCCAUGACAUGUUGUCCCUGCUCUACAACUUUAUGGAUGAAUGGCUGUAUCAAUUCAGCGCAGAAAUGUUUUUCAUUCCAAGGGAGAUGAAAGUGAUUCACAUGGAUAGAGUUAAUUAUAAGAUUCGAUCAAUCGGGUGGGGAGAACAGUUUGAUUUGGACAAACAUCCUCAAGGCACUGAAGUCAAAGCCAUCACAUACUCAGCAAUGCAGAUCCACGAAGAUGAGGAACCUCAAAUUUUUGUCAUAAUUGAUAUUUGAUUUUCAUUUUCAUUUACAUUUUUUAAAUGUUUCUUGUGUGUUUUGAAAUGUGUACAGUGUAUACUUUUGACAUUUUCUUGAAAUAACUGAUUAGAGUGUGAAUGUAAGAUAAGUCCCACUACUAGAAGAACAGCCUCUUCUAUUUACGUUUAAGACGCACUCCUUUUAAUUUAUUAAAGAACUCAAUAACAGAAGGUACCAGAUUCCCUACAGUCUGUCUUUAUUAGUGAAAUAUAAUCAGAAUGACUGACUGAUGGAUCUACCGAACUGAUUGCUGUGCCCCAUCUUCUAGAAAUACUUGUCUGACAAAUCAAGAGCAGUUCUGAAUUUCAGCAUAAUUUUAACCCUUUUGAAAUCGAUGAAUUCUUAAAAUUUCCUUUGAAGCUGAAAGAACUAGCAAUGACUGUGCUGUUGGAUAGAUCUACUUGAAGAUUGACUGUUUGAAGUUGCAGUUAUUGUUAGUGAAAAUUUACAUGUUUUUAUUGGAUAUGUAGCCUUUACAAAUUAAAAGACAUGACUGAGAAAUCUGAAUGCCACUUACAGUGAAUCAUUUCAUUGGCGGUGCAAUAGGGAUUACUUUUCCACAGAGCAACGCAGUGUUUUAAUGAGACUUGUACUCUCACUACUGAUUGUUUUUGAUCCUGAACCAUGUAAUGCAUCAUCAACUUUUUCUGUACAUUCAAUGUUAAACAUAGUCUUAACAUAUGAUUUUCCCAAACCUAUGACAGUAGUAAUAGACAAGCUUCUUUUUUAUUGAUAAUCAUCGGGGCAGUGAGGUAGAAUCUUUAAUUAUUUGUUCAUACAUAAUUAAAGUUGAGUUUCUUUAAAUAAUUUUGUAACUUUUUGCAGAAGUUCUAUGAUCCCACUAAU
This is a messenger RNA of Chiloscyllium plagiosum (whitespotted bambooshark), 1479 nucleotides long. It is a transcript of the gene tslig1, whose product is annotated as tRNA splicing ligase complex subunit 1. Gene Ontology annotation, cellular component: tRNA-splicing ligase complex. Gene Ontology annotation, biological process: tRNA splicing, via endonucleolytic cleavage and ligation. The record is from RefSeq and is a predicted model, not a curated record. Lineage: Eukaryota; Metazoa; Chordata; Chondrichthyes; Orectolobiformes; Hemiscylliidae.